Castor canadensis (American beaver) is the source of this 5271-nucleotide messenger RNA. NCBI's taxonomy places the organism in Eukaryota, Metazoa, Chordata, Mammalia, Rodentia, Castoridae. The record is from RefSeq and is a predicted model, not a curated record.
CCCUGUGAGUGAUGUCUGCUGAAAAACAGCAACAUGCAUAGGUCUUACACACUCCUUGCUUUUGGCAGGAAUGGAUUCACUCCAUAUUGCUGCAGUUACUCUCUCUCUCUCUUUCUCUCACUGUGUAUCUGUGUCUAUGUUCUAGCUUAGUCUGCUGAAUGAGUGAUACCAUCCUUUUUUGUUUUGUUUUCUUGUGGUGCUAGGGAUGGAACCCAGGGCUUUGCUCAUGCUAAGCAAGCACUCUACCGCUAAGCUAUAUCCCCAGCCCUCAGUUUUUGCUUUUAAUUGAAAUUUAACCUGCAUUGGAGAGCAUGUCUUUAGCCAGGCAUGUUGGCUCAUGCCUGUAAUCUCAGCACUAGGGAGGAUGAGUUAGGAGGAUCAUAAGUUCCAGGCCAACCUGAGCUAUACAGUGACACUCUGUCUCAAGAAAAAGGAAACACAACAACAAAAAAUCCUAGCAACAGCCUGGUGAGGUAGCUUAUGACAGUAAUACCAACUACUUGAGAGGCAGAGAUAGGAGAUUGCAGUUCAAGAUGGGAGAAAAGUUAGACCCUAUUUCAAAGAACAAGCCACGCAUGGUGGGACAUUCUAUAGCCUCAGCUAUAUAGGAGGUGUAGAUAGGAGGUUUCUAUUCCAAGGCCAGUUGGACCCUGUCACAGAUCCUAAGUGUUCACAUGUGUGUGUCAUCACAAGCACACACCUGGGUGACCCCUACCUGGAGAAGACCAAGAUGGUCUGCCCCUGGAACCCUCACACCUACAUCCUCUCUCUCUCCAGUUUCCAAGGUGUCCACUGUCCUCAUCCCUGAGGCCAUGAGUCCCCUUCAUAUAACUGACACUGUACUUUGGAAUAUAUUUGGGGGAUGCCCAUGGUUCCUGGCCACCAUGCUUUCCCAUGAGUGGAAUUUUCAGAGUUUAUUCCUCUAAGCCCUUGAGCCUGAAAGUACCAGAUUUGGUUUUCCUCUGUCACAUCCAGAACCACAGCCAUUGUCCUCAGGCACACCCCCUUCCCAUGAAGUUCUGUAGGAAGGUAGCAUUCUGUGUCUAACCUCACCAGGCAUCGCAGUAAUCAGGGACAUGCCAUCAGGGAGCAGUCACCUUGACAAGGACUAACUGACCAUCACUGGGUGGGCGGGCCAGCCAAGGGCUGGGCGCCUGCAUGUGAUGUUGACAUUUGUGUUCUUUAACGCUUUGCUGUCCUGAGCUAGGGGCCACCUGUCAGUAGCAAAGUGCAACUUUGUUGCAGAUGCGCGGAAGCCUCACCUGGGAGCUCUAGUGAGUACAGACCAGGUGAUCCUCUUCCUGGUCCUCGCCCACACCCACACCCCCCCUUCAGAGUUCCCACGCCUGGCAGGGGCAGGGAGGGCAUGAGGCAAACUGGCCUCAUAGGUCCUGGGCUGGGGGCUCCAUUUGGGCUGGUGUAGAAGAGUUGGCCCCUUGUGGAUAUGGGGGAGAGGGGAUCUUUGUGUGGGCGUCUCCCAGCCCUGUGUGUAAACAGUCACGUUCCCAGGGAUUCAUGCUUUCCAUCCAUCCUCAGAUGUCAUCCCAAGACGUUAAGAGCCUCAACUCUAGGCAUUACAGGGCACGUUUCACCCCAUACAUGGUCCCCCAGACUCCCAGGCAGUGGGGGUUCCUUACAGGUCCAGGCUCUGCCUGUUGGAGGAGUCCAGUUGGGCUAAGCCUGACAUCUGAGCUGCCUGGACCUGGGCACUCAACAUUGUCUGUGCUAUGCAGAGAGUUAAAGAUGCCAUUCAAAGCGUGACCAUGGAAGGGACAGCUCCACUUCACAGCAGUUAUGCCAGCAGCCCUCUUAGUGCCAGAGCUGGGCUGCAGGAGGAUAGAAGUGUCCCAGUAGAGGCCCCAGGACUUUGAAGGGAGAGAGAAACCUCAUGUCACAGAGACUUGGCCCAAGCUGGGCUCAUGGUGUUAGUAUCUGAUUAAGGCCCAAUGAGGGGUUUUGCUUUUCUCCUCUGAAAAUCCCCUUCUCCCUGUCAAGUACUGGCAGAGCUGGAUGGCCAAGUUAUGAAGUGCUGAGGGGAGCUGCUACCAGGCACACCUGUGGCCAGCAGCUCCUCAGCAGUGGUUACUCUGUGGCGGUCCCUUGGGCAGAGAUGGAACAUUUUUUUCCUAAUAACACUUUUGUGUGACUACAUUCCCCAGUGGGAGUCCACCGCUCUGGUGGAGAGAAUUGGACAAGGUUCCAGGGACUGCUUGGCUGUUCCCCAUGAGAGCAUUCCCCAGCAGCACCCCCACCUGCCCUCACCUCCACCAACAGCCACCCCUGCCUCUGGAGAAGACAGCGUUGACAGCGUUGGCCAUGUUACAGAGCACCUCUGAGCUUUGGUCUUCCCAUGUUGGAACUGAGUCCACCUCACUGGGGGCUCCAAUGCCCAGGGAGAAUGAGGGCAAGGCCCCAGCUCCCGUGCUGCAGGCACAGAGAGUGCUCACCCUGUGCCCUGGCUGCAGUAACAAUCAUUUUGGAGUCUGAGCCAAGGGAAUCAGCUCCUGAGGAUGUGAUUUGACCUAGUUUCCACCAUCCCAGUGGCUCGGAGUCAAGUUCAGAGAGUAUCCCUCCCACUGUGCAACUGCAGAGCCUGUGUUUCAACAGCAGAGAUAGGCUCUCAUCAACAAAGAGCCCUUUGACACACGAGAGGGCCUGAUCCGUGUCUCUGGCCCCAGAGUUGCUGCUGUGGGUCUCCAGGAAGACUGUCAGUCAUUCUGUCUCUGUUGUUGACUCACAGUCACAGCUCUCACAAGGAACUUCUGGCAGGAAUCAGGCCGGAGUGGAGCUGUGACCCAUUGCUGCUGACACCUGUUGCCCCACUGCCUGCCCCGAUGAGGAAAGUCAGUGAUAGGACACCAAGUGGCAAGGCUUUUUGGCCUCAGCCAUGGUUUGGGACAUUAGCGAUUCAGUGGGAUGACAGAUGUCACCCAAACAACAGGUUGGCCCUGUUGUAAUUCCCUACUGUAAUGCACUGUGCUGUGUGGUGAAGAUGAGGCUCCACUCAAUUUGUCUGGGAUCUUGGGGACCUCCUAGUCCAUCUGCAGCUAGCCAUGCUUGUAGCUAUUUGCCCACAAACACCCAAACCAGCCCCUCCAUAGAAUCCCCAAAACUACUCGACUCCCUGCCUCGUGUGCACCAGGCCAGGGGAACUGGGUGCUGUGGCCACACCCAUUGCCUCUCACUGGGCCGGUCCUUGCAGGUGCGGCUGCAGGUGCAGAGCGUGGAGAAGCCCCAGUACCGUGGGACGCUGCACUGCUUCCAGUCCAUCAUCAAGCAGGAGAGUGUGCUGGGCCUGUACAAAGGCCUGGGCUCACCCCUCAUGGGGCUCACCUUCAUCAACGCACUGGUGUUUGGGGUACAGGGCAACACCCUCAGAGCCCUGGGCUGCGACUCCCCGCUCAACCAGUUUCUGGCAGGCGCUGCAGCAGGUGCCAUCCAGUGUGUCAUCUGCUGCCCCAUGGAGUUGGCCAAGACGCGGCUGCAGCUGCAGGACACGGGCUCCGUGCGCACCUACAAGGGCUCCCUGGACUGCCUGGCUCAGAUCUACCAGCAGGAGGGUCUGCGCGGGAUCAACCGUGGCAUGGUGUCCACGCUGCUGCGGGAGACACCCAGCUUCGGGGUCUACUUCCUCACCUAUGACGUGUUGACACGCGCCCUGGGCUGCGAACCAGGGGACCGGCUACUGGUGCCCAAACUGCUACUGGCAGGAGGCACGUCAGGCAUCAUGUCCUGGCUGUCCACCUACCCAGUAGAUGUGGUCAAGUCACGGCUACAGGCUGACGGGCUACAGGGUGCCCCGCGCUACCGAGGCAUCCUUGACUGCGCACACCAGAGCUACCAGGCAGAGGGCUGGCGUGUGUUUACGCGUGGACUGGCCUCCACCCUGCUGCGUGCCUUCCCGGUCAAUGCUGCCACCUUCGCCACCGUGACAGUGGUGCUCACCUAUACACGGGGCGAAGACAACCGAUCAGAGGGUGAGGCUACGUCCACUGCCCCGCGGCCAGCCCUGGCCCAGCCAUCUAGUCUGUGAUGGUUGUCUUCACCCUCCCUCCCCAGGGUGGCUUUGCUGAAACAGACAAAGAGGUAAAGCGGCCCCUUAGCAGAUCUUCCUGCUCACCAGAGGGUGCCCUCGGCUGGGAACUUUGUUAAUCAACUGUGAAAUGGGGACUCGCAUACAGUCAGGAAGUCAUAAACGUCAGGGGCAAUACCCCUGCAGCCCAGCACUGGCUUACCAGUGCUCUGUGCCUGGAACUGUCACUCAGGAUCUCCUCCAAACAGCCAGACACUCCAGUUUAGCCUCCCACUCUCUGCCUCCAAGGGGUCUCUGAUGAGCCACCAACAGGCUCCCAGGGACUGGCCAGCUCCCCAGAUCUUCUACUUGCCAGAGCUCCAGGGAGACCUUGGCCACCUCUCUUGUCUUUUUAGUGACAAAGGGUCUCUUGGAGCACUCCUGGUGGAACAGAAUAAAGUCCUCUACCUGUGCACCCAGCUGUUCACCUCCCACUGCAGAGCAACCCAGGCCCCUGGGUGAGGGAGCAGACAGGUCAGUAGGAUGAGGACACCACAGUGAAGUAAGUUGUGAUAUGGCUGUGACAAGGAGAAGUCCUUUCACCUGGGCCUCAGGCUACUGUUCUGUAAAAGGGGUUAGCUGAUGUCUGGGUCACUCCCACCAGCCAACGGCUCAGGAGAGAGCAGUGUGGUAUCCACAGGCUGAAGAGCUUGGAUCACCAAGCCAAAGGUCUACUUCUCUGAUCCCCAGCAAUAGUGUCUCUCCAGGUAUUCUGGUCUCCCUAGUGCCUAAUGUUCCUGUGAGGACACAGAUUGGGCCCCUCCAAACUGAGGAAUGUGACAAGCACUCUCAGGAGGCAGCUUGUGCCUAGCAAAGAUAAGACUCCAGCUCUGUGCACCCCAGGGUCAUUUCUGGAAAUAAAGUCUUCAUUGUUUCUGAGUGAGUGAGUUGGCUCCUCUGCGCAUUGUGCCAGGGACUUCAUUUGGCCUUCCUGUGCGGCUCAGGAGAGAGCAGUGUGGUAUCCACAGGCUGAAGAGCUUGGAUCACCAAGCCAAAGGUCUACUUCUCUGAUCCCCAGCAAUAGUGUCUCUCCAGGUAUUCUGGUCUCCCUAGUGCCUAAUGUUCCUGUGAGGACACAGAUUGGGCCCCUCCAAACUGAGGAAUGUGACAAGCACUCUCAGGAGGCAGCUUGUGCCUAGCAAAGAUAAGACUCCAGCUCUGUGCACCCCAGGGUCAUUUCUGGAAAUAAAGUCUUCAUU